AUGGCACAGGAACAGGGACAGAAAGAAUUAGAUCGUGCUGCAUUAAUUUUAUCUUGGAACAAAAAAAUAAUGUCGACCUUAGGAUUAUGGCCGAAUUCACGUAACAAUAUAAAAUUUUCGAUUAAUUUCGGAUACUUCAGUUUUCUCAUGAUACUGGAAUACAUGGAUCUCGUUGUCUUCAUAAACGACCUUGAACACGUUAUAAUGAAUUUAACAGAAAACAUGGCGUUCUCACAAAUAUUCGUUAGAAUGAUCAUGUUGUGGAUUUAUAACGAUGAAAUCGGUGAUGUCAUUAACGAAACGAUCAAAGAUUUUGAUUAUCGAAGAUACAAAUCGAUCGAAGAGAGACAAUUAUUUAUAUCGUACAACACGAGAUCGAAACUUUUCGUUAAACUUUUGAUAACGUUCGUCGCAUUAACAGCUUCUUCGUAUUAUCUGACACCAAUUUUGGUCUCCUUGGGAAACGGUCUACCAAAGAUAGAAAUUGGAAAUGUCACUGAAACGAUAUAUUUGCUGCCAUAUAGAUUUUAUACGUUUUAUCCAGUGGAAGAUUUACGUUCUUACAUUAUAGUUUACGCUUUCGAAUUGCCAUUCGUUUUUAUCAGUGGUUUUGGACAAAGUGCAGCAGAUUGUAUUAUGGUCACAUUGGUCUUUCAUAUUUGCGGACAAAUGUCGGUACUCGCAUUACGAAUAAACAAUAUCGACGUUAAUCCGAAAAUAAAUCAUAAAGAAAUUCAGACGGUCGUUGAAUUACACACGCGAUUGUUACGGAUGGGCAAAAUCGUUGCAGAUGCAUUUAGCGUGACAUUAUUAGCUCAUCUUUUCGGAGCAACUUCACUUGUUUGUAUUCUCGGUUAUCAGAUUUUAACGAAUUACUCCGAUGGUGAAAAAGCAGUGUUGAUUAGCUUUCUGGUUUUUCAAUUUCUGGUACUACUAAUUCUCUACGCGCACUGUACAGUCGGAGAAUGUCUUCUAUCCGAGAGCACAAAAGUUUCCGAAGCAUUUUAUGCUUGCCAAUGGUACAACAUGCCGAUCAAGAACGCAAGAUCUAUCAUACUUUGUAUGGCGAGAUCGCAGAGACCAAUGUGUCUUACAGCAGGAAAAUUCAGCACGUUUUGUCUAAGCACUUUGACCGAUGUAUUAAGAACUUCUAUGGGAUAUUUAUCUGUGCUGCGAUCAUUUUUAUAA
Messenger RNA from Vespula vulgaris, 1188 nucleotides. Its product is annotated as odorant receptor 85c-like. The record is from RefSeq and is a predicted model, not a curated record. The coding region runs from base 1 to 1188 and encodes 395 amino acids. Lineage: Eukaryota; Metazoa; Arthropoda; Insecta; Hymenoptera; Vespidae. Gene Ontology annotation, cellular component: plasma membrane. The transcript is spliced from 6 exons. Gene Ontology annotation, biological process: detection of chemical stimulus involved in sensory perception of smell; sensory perception of smell. Gene Ontology annotation, molecular function: olfactory receptor activity; odorant binding.